AUGGAGGCUAAGCCUGCCUGUGCCUCUGUCUCUCUGUCCAGGUUACUGCUGCAGGAAUUAAAGCAGGAGCUGGGAGAGCAGCAGCAGAAGAGCCAGGCUGCGCUGGAGCAGCUGGUGGACAAGAGUGCCGACCAGCUGCAGGCACAGCUGGAUGAGUUGAGGGUGGUGGUGGAGAGCCUGAGGCAGGCAGAGGGGCACGCAGCGCACCCCAUCUGCAGCAAGGACACCGGCACGCAGGUGGAGCAGCUCCUGCAGCGCUAUGAGAAGCUGCAGGAGCAGGGGGACUCUGUCAUGUGCCAGCAGGCAGCGGGCAAGGUGGCGAGGCAGCAGCAUGAGAAGAGCCAGAAAGCAACCAAAUCCACCGCGGGCAGCCAAGUCAGCCGAAGCCAGUUUGAGGCCAGUAUGGAGCAGCUGAUGGAGAUAAGAAAGAAGAUCCAGAGCCAGGGGAUGGCCCAGGAGCAGGGCUUGCAGCAGGUGCAGCAGCAGCUCAGGGAGGUGAUGGACUCCAAGGUGAGGGCUGAUUCGUCCCCGCUGCCAAACGCAGGCACUUUUGGGCCGGGCAGACUAAGGCAGCCUCCGUCCGAGGGUCUCCCCUCCCGGCUCUCUCCCGGGGACCACCACGUCCCACGCCGGGGCAGCACGCUGAGGUGGUCCACCUGUCCACAGCUGGAUCGCCCGGAGCUGGCGCCUGUCCAGAGCCAACUGGAGCACUGUAACAACACCCUGAAGCAGCUCAAGGACAUCGUGCCACAGACAGGGACAGCCGAUGGAGCAGCUGGGAUGAAGUACCCGCAGGCCCAUUCCCCCUACCUGUCCUGUGACCAACCCCUCGCUGUGACGGCACCCGGACCGGAGCCAUCAGCUGAGUGCAGGUUCCUCAGCAAGGCACGGAGCAGCGGAGGCCUGCACAUUACCACCUACCCACUGCAGCAAUACCCGUUCCUCCAGCCCAAGCCACCCAGCACCCUGCCGCCGAGCCAGCAGGAGGUGACAGCAAGAGUGGGCAAGGACGGCUGUGUCUCCCGAGGCUGGCGGAAGAGACGGUAGCCUGCUCUGGCGGGCAAGGAAGGUUCUGCCACCUCAACAGAGGAUGAGCCAGCACCUUCUCACAGACACCUCUCCUGGACACCAGAGAACCUCCGGCCGUAACCCAGCACCCAACAGCUGGGCAGCACGGGCAGCAACAGAUGCUGGGAGAAAAGCG
Messenger RNA from Cuculus canorus (common cuckoo), 1204 nucleotides. RefSeq names its product glutamine-rich protein 2-like. The coding region runs from base 1 to 1047 and encodes 348 amino acids. The transcript is spliced from 7 exons. NCBI's taxonomy places the organism in Eukaryota, Metazoa, Chordata, Aves, Cuculiformes, Cuculidae. The record is from RefSeq and is a predicted model, not a curated record.